Lactuca saligna is the source of this 768-nucleotide messenger RNA. NCBI's taxonomy places the organism in Eukaryota, Viridiplantae, Streptophyta, Magnoliopsida, Asterales, Asteraceae. The record is from the annotation of a GenBank genome assembly.
AUGUACAAGUAUGGAUCAAAUGGUGAAACUGAUGAUAUGUUGGAAUUUGAUGCUACUUUUGAUUCAACACAAGACUCCGCUUUAUUAGACCUUGACGAUGAUUUUUUGUGUGUCCCGGUUGGAAAGGAAGCCACAAAACUCUUUAUUUUUGAGAGUUUGGUUGCAAGAACAAUGGUUCCCAUAACCUACGCGUCUUGGCUAGAAGUUAGUGAAGAAGUAAGUGAAGGGUUAUGGCAAUAUGUUUUGAUGCAAGAAACUGGCAAGAUGGAAGAGGAGAUUGAUAGGACACUGUUGCGGAAAAAAGCAAGAGAGUUGAAGACAGGAGGAUACGAAUCAGAUGUCAAGAUUAUUGUUGAUAAAAUUGAUGAGCUGCAGAAAUCUAGAAGCUUUGGAGAGGUUACAUGUGGAACACAAAAUGUGCCUUCAGAAGCCUUGGGUACUCAGGAACAACGUGGGCAUGUACGAGGGAUGGGUAAAUUUAUAACUCCACAACAUUGCUUUUAUUUACCAAACAAUGUUAAGUAUUACUUGGACAUUGAGAACGAGAGGGUGGAUAAACGAAUCAACAAACUUGAAGAUGACUUGGAGAAACUAAAAAGAGGUGUACUUAAUGUUUCUGAAGCCGCAAGUUGCCAAGUAUGGGUCGUCAUUGAAAAUGUUGAAAAAGAACCACAGGAUGAAUCACUUGAAAAAGUGGUGGGGAAACCUGUGACACCAAUGAAGAAGCACGCAACACCAGUGAAGGAAGGUGCAACACCUUUAAAAUAA